AUGAAGUUAUCUACUUUUUAUAUCAAUAAGAAACAUAUUUAUAGCAGUCAGGUCUCAGAUAUAUAUCAAGCAGAAGAUAUAAAUAACAACAGCCAAAAAGUAUGUCUUAAAAUAGUUGAUGUUGAUUUCAGUCUACCACCUCAUUCAAUCAAACAAGAAAUCCAAUUAUUAAAGAAACUCCAGCAUCCUCAUAUAAUCAACUAUAUCAAUGAUCUUAAAAUAGAUGAUGAUAUAAUCUUAGUCACCACAUUAUAUCAAUAUAAUUUAAAAGAAUUAUUAUUAUGCUCAUCGAAAUAUUCCCGUAAGACCACCAAAUAUGAUUUCAAUAAUCCUGGUUAUCUUACAUAUGUUCAUAGAAACAUCCUCCUGGAAUCAGAUUCAAUCGAAUGGUUUAAAGCAAUGAUAUCUGGGUUGAAGUAUAUUCAUUCUCAAGGAAUAAUUCAUCGAGAUAUAAAACCGACAAAUAUCUUAUUCAUGACUGAUGAUAUAACCAAACCAAUUAUAGGAGAUUUUGGGAUUAGUUAUGAUACGAAAUUGUCAGUUCGAGACAAUGAACCAAUUGAUAAGAAAUAUAUAGAUGUAUGUACUGGAAUAUUCAAACCUCCGGAAUUAAUCUUAGGGAUAACUAAUUAUUCAUAUGAGAUUGAUAUUUGGUCAUUGGCAAUUGUGAUGACUAUUUUAUAUUCACCAAAUUUUGAAUCAAUUUUAACUAAAGAAGAUAAAGAAUUACAUGAAGAGGAGGAACAAGAUAAACAGUUUAAGAGUUCAUUUUAUGAAGUUUAUAUAAGUGAUUUACAUUUAUUAAGUAAUAUUUUUAAAACAUUAGGGACACCAAAUUUUACUAAUCCUGAAGAUGAAUAUUUAUAUUGGCCAGAAUUAGGGAAUGAUGAAUUACAUUUUAAGAAAUUUAAUGUUGUUAAUUAUCCAAGAUUAUCAAUUGAUGAUGACAUAUUACCAAGAUGUACUAAUGAAGGAAUUAAGAAGUUAUUUAAUAAAAUGAUUAAAUAUAAUAGAAAUACAAGAAUUACCAGUAAUGAACUUGAUAUAGAAUUACGUCAUCUUUCUUAA
This is a messenger RNA of Hemisphaericaspora subhashii, 1068 nucleotides long. RefSeq names its product cyclin-dependent protein kinase-activating kinase (gene CAK1). Gene Ontology annotation, biological process: mitotic DNA damage checkpoint signaling; protein phosphorylation. The transcript has a single exon. Gene Ontology annotation, cellular component: nucleus. Bases 1 to 1068 code for a protein of 355 amino acids. Gene Ontology annotation, molecular function: protein serine/threonine kinase activity; ATP binding. The record is from RefSeq and is a predicted model, not a curated record. NCBI's taxonomy places the organism in Eukaryota, Fungi, Ascomycota, Pichiomycetes, Serinales, Debaryomycetaceae.